UAUGUAGUUCGCAUUUACAUAAUUACCCCUUCCUCCAACUCACGUGGAACGUUCGGUUGACGAUGGAAGCAAUAAUUUUUCUUCCUUUCCGUUUGUCAGCGGCGGAGUGGCUAUUAUCUCUCCUUCCCCAUUGUUGGAUAACUCGCGUCGCAACUUAGUUAAAAGGAUAACGGAAAUGGAGAGUGGAGCAGAGCCACUGGCGGUGGACCAUGACAAAUGGCGACUCUACGAAGCUUACAAUGAGCUUCACGGACUCGCUCAGGAGUUCCACACUCCUUUCGACGCUCCGGCAGUACUCGUGGUCGGCCACCAAACCGAUGGCAAAAGCGCCUUGGUUGAAGCUCUCAUGGGCUUCCAAUUCAACCACGUCGGUGGCGGAACCAAGACUCGCAGACCCAUUACUCUUCACAUGAAGUACGACCCCGACUGUGAAACUCCCGUCUGUCAUCUUGUCUCCGAUGACGACCCCACUGUCGCCAUCCAAAAAUCUCUCCACGAAAUUCAGGCAUUCAUUGAAGCUGAAAAUAUGAGGUUGGAGAGUGAAACAAGUCAAUUCUCGGCCAAGGAAAUAAUUAUUAAAGUGGAGUAUAAGUAUUGCCCUAAUCUUACGAUUAUUGACACUCCUGGGCUCAUUGCUCCAGCCCCAGGUCGAAAGAAUCGGGUGUUGCAGGCUCAAGCUCGUGCAGUCGAGUCACUAGUACGAGCUAAAAUGCAGCACAGAGAGUUCAUCAUAUUGUGUCUUGAAGAUUGUAGUGACUGGAGUAAUGCGACUACCCGAAGGGUCGUAAUGCAGAUUGAUCCUGAACUCUCAAGGACUGUGAUUGUAUCAACCAAACUUGAUACCAAGAUACCCCAAUUUGCUCGUUCUUCAGACGUGGAAGUCUUUCUUUUGCCACCCUCUUGUGCACUUGAUGGCAUCAUAUUGGGGGACUCUCCAUUUUUCACAUCUGUUCCUUCAGGCAGAGUUGGUUCUGCACAUGAUUCAGUUUAUAAAUCAAAUGACGAGUUCAAAGAGGCUAUAGCUUUGAGAGAGAAGGAAGACAUUAUCCUUUUGGAGGAAAAGUUGUGCCGACCUUUGGCUGAGAAAGAAAAAGUGAGAAUUGGUGUAAGCAAAUUGAGAACGUUCUUAGAAGAACUGCUACAGAAAAGGUAUAUGGACAGUGUGCCCUUGAUCAUUUCACUUCUUGAUAAGGAGUACAGGAGCACAACUCGAAAACUGAAUGAUAUUGAUCAAGAACUCAGUAAUUUGGACGAAGUAACAUUGAAGGAGAAAGGAAGAGCAUUUCACGACUUGUUUUUGACCAAGUUAUCUUUGCUUUUAAAAGGAACAGUUGUUGCUCCUCCAGAUAAAUUUGGUGAAACACUUCAAGAUGAAAGAAUCAAUGGAGGGGCUUUUGUUGGUACCGAUGGUCUUCAAUUUCCACAGAAACUAAUCCCGAAUGCAGGCAUGCGUUUAUAUGGUGGUGCACAAUAUCAUCGUGCUAUGGCUGAGUUCCGUUUUGUGGUUGGGGGAGUAAAGUGUCCUCCAAUUACUAGGGAAGAAAUUGUAAAUGCAUGUGGAGUCGAGGAUAUACAUGAUGGAGCAAACUACUCUAGAACGGCUUGUGUGAUAGCUGUGGCCAAAGCUCGAGAUACCUUUGAACCAUAUCUUCAUCAGUUGGGUGGUAGACUAUUGCACAUUUUGAAGAGACUGCUUCCUAUUUCUGUCUACCUUCUUCAGAAAGAUGGGGAGUAUUUAAGUGGUCACCAGGUGUUUCUCAACCGUGUUUCUUCUGCCUUCAACAACUUUGCUGAAUCUACUGAGAAGGCAUGCCGUGAAAAAUGCAUGGAAGAUUUAGUGAGCACUACCCGCUACGUCUCAUGGUCGCUUCACAAUAAGAAUCGAUCAGGGCUACGCCACUUCCUAGACUCAUUUUGUGGAAAUGAUCAGUCCAUCAUGGGAGGGAAUUUGGCUUCUAGUGGCCUUUCUCAAGAUUCAACUUUUGGUUCUCUUAGCAAUGAGCGGCAAGACAAUAAACCUAGGCCAGAUGUAAAGCUCAGUCAAUUGGCAUCAGGAAUUGACUCCAGCUCUUGUAUUCAGGGAACAGAAACAAGGCUAGUUGAUCUCUUAGAUUGCACGCUUUGGAACAGAAGACUUGCUCCUUCAUCUGAAAGAAUUGUUCAUGCUCUAGUACAGCAGAUAUUCCAUGGAAUUAGAGAAUAUUUCUUGGCUUCUGCAGAACUAAAGUUCAACUGUUUUCUUCUAAUGCCAGUAGUGGACAAGUUGCCAGCACUUCUACGCGAGGACUUAGACUCUGCUUUUGAAAAUGAACUGGAUAAUGUUUUCGAUAUCACGAAUUUGGUACACUCCUUGAGCCAGCGAAAGCGCGAUGCUGAGGUUGAACUGAGAAGGAUUAAGAGGCUCAAGGAGAAGUUUAGAGUGGUACAUCAGCAGCUCAUACUGCAACAAUCCAAGCCUGAAAUGAAAACUGGAGAAGGUGAUACGAAAUGAAGCGAAAGGGAAAAAGGACGAUCAAGAAAUCAUCUGUUGAGAUUAACUGUGCCACUUCUGAUAUGUUUCUGAUAUGAGAGUAGCAUGUAUAAUAGGUAAUGUGUUUAAACAUACUGAUAUCUUAGUUUUGUUGUAGCCAAGCAUCAUUUUAUACAAUAGAAAGAGUGAAUAUCAACAAGAGUUUUAGCAGGCUCUCUUUGAUCGUUGAUAA
Molecule: messenger RNA, 2702 nt
Organism: Cucumis melo (muskmelon)
Lineage: Eukaryota; Viridiplantae; Streptophyta; Magnoliopsida; Cucurbitales; Cucurbitaceae
Product: dynamin-like protein ARC5
Exons: 17
Coding region: 176-2491 (771 amino acids)
Cellular component (GO): cytoplasm; microtubule; membrane
Molecular function (GO): GTP binding; GTPase activity; microtubule binding
Source: RefSeq, a predicted model, not a curated record